AUGGCAGCCUACAGCUUCCUCCGCUUCCGGAAGGCCACGCCGAGGGAAGGCGAGGACGAGGAUGACGAGAAGGAGGCCUCCACGUCUGCGGCCCAGAGCUUCAAGACCGUCGAGGUGGAUGGGCGGGAGGUCACGCUGCGGGUCUUCACGCCCGCCGGAGGAGGUGGCUCGAAACCGGCCGUCGUGAUGGUUUGUGGUCUCCUUUGGUUCGGCGAGGGCAUUCUGGGCUUCAUCGGCCUGAACUUUAACGACGCUUUCGGCCAUGCGCUGGCAAGGAACGGGCUGCCCUGUGUUCAAAUCCACACGCCGCAGCGCCAUAUCGCGCACACGCGAGUGCAGGAACUAGCGCUGGCGCUCUGCGCGCCGGUGUAUCUGGUGCCGGGGCUGCGAUUUUUGCUUCUGGCAGCAGAUGUGCUCAUGCUCCUCACGUCCCAGAGAGACAUUUGGCUGCUCCUGGUCGUUGUCGUCCUUCCUGGGCUCAUGGAUGCGGUCCUCGCCACCUCCCUGGCUGUGCCGAUGCUUCUGCUUGGCCCCCUCGGCUGGCUCAUCACUGCUCUGAACAUGAUUGGCGGCCUGGUGCUGGUGCCGGCUCUCCACUUCGCCUUCCGCACGGGUCAGUACCUGAUGGGUGAGCUGGACCUCUCCGGGGAGGGCCGCCGCGACUACCUAAAGGAGGUGGAAGCAGCUGUGUCCUGGGCGGAGGAGAACGCAAAGGCGCUGAAAAGCGACGGCCGUCUGGUGCUCUGCGGUUACUCUUCCGGUGGCCAUGUGGCGGCCCUCUACGGGUUGGAACACUGUGCGGCCGCAAAAAAAGGAAGGGGCCGAUUCGAGGCGGUAGUCCUGGUCUCAGGAAUCUACGACCUCCGAACGAACUGGAAGGACGCGCGCCGCUUCCUGGCGCCGGUCAUGAACCUCAUCUUCAAGGUUGGGCGAUAG
Molecule: messenger RNA, 936 nt
Organism: Symbiodinium sp. CCMP2592
Lineage: Eukaryota; Dinophyceae; Suessiales; Symbiodiniaceae
Source: the annotation of a GenBank genome assembly